AUGGCGUUCCACUUUAACUGGCCGUCGUUCAGCCCAGAGUUUAUUGAACAAUCGAGGCAGUUGCUAAAUAGUGCUCUGAAUAAAAGAACUGAACCUGGGCACACAGGUGAGGGAGAGAAUGAGGAACAUCGCGGUGGUGAUAUUGGUGCACCAGAAUUAGAGAUUCUUGAAAUUGGGGAAUUAGCACUUGAUAAGUUUCGAGGCAUAUUCAAAUUAACAUAUAGUGGCGAUGCUUAUUUAGUGUUACAGACCAAAGUUCAGGCUAAUCCAAUGAAUAAUAACAAAUUAGAAACAACUUCAUACACGCGUCGUGGUAUUCUAGCAGCCGAUCAACCAUUAGUGGUACCGAUGCUUUUACGAUUGAGCAAUUUGAAAUUAAGAGGAAUUGUUGUAUUGGUGGUUAGCAAACAAAAAGGAAUCACGCUGGUUUUCAAGAAUGAUCCAUUGGAAAGCGUUGAUGUUUCGUCAACUUUUGAUAGCGUGAUCAGUGUACAGCGAUUUCUGCAGACGGAAAUCGAAAAAAGGCUUCGGAUAAUGUUUCAGGAGGAUUUACCAUCGAUAGUUCAUCAAUUGUCCCUACAGAAAUGGUUGAAUAAUGAUAAGAAAAAUAAUGGUAGCUGCAACAUCAAUGAGAAGACUUUGGAAAAAUCCAAUUCACCUUCUAGAUCCUCGUCUACCACCACAUUUUCUUCUUUUGAACGGAGCCCAUUUAUUGAGCACCGCACUAGUGCUUUUAAUGACUACUUUACGGAGAGUGAUGCUCUUCCAUAUGAGACGAUGUCAAUGCCUGAGCUUAGUGGUGGCGGUGGUUAUUUUUCUCCAUCAUCAACACCCAGUUCUGAAUUAUCCGCAAACACGUCGCCCGAUGCAUCCUUUUACGCAGAAGACGGAUAUUCGAUGAUGGGUGGUGAUCUUGAAUCACUUGACGGAUUUUCCGCGUACUCGACUUACUCCAAUUUUGGCGAACUAUUUGAUAAGGAGAAAGGACUAAAAGCGAUAUCCCAACAAGAUAAAAGUAAUCAAUUACUGGAUUCAAGUCGACCGCGUGUAUUACAUCGUCAAGGAUUAGCAGCGACUGCUGGAAAGCCACCACAAGAACGAAGAGAAUGUUCACAAAACGCCACAACAACAGCAACAGCAAGAAUUCGUUCUACAGCCAUCAGAAACAUCGGUUGCUGCCCAACUCGCAACUUUAAUGAAUUCCAAUCACACAAUCUCACCGUACACUCGCACCUUACAACAUCUCACCUUUCGAUCUUAUCCACAUCCAAUCAACAAAAAACCGUCAAAUAA
This is a messenger RNA of Ambispora leptoticha, 1293 nucleotides long. The record is from the annotation of a GenBank genome assembly. Lineage: Eukaryota; Fungi; Glomeromycota; Glomeromycetes; Archaeosporales; Ambisporaceae.